Corythoichthys intestinalis (scribbled pipefish) is the source of this 2857-nucleotide messenger RNA. Its product is annotated as inter-alpha-trypsin inhibitor heavy chain H3-like. The coding region runs from base 24 to 2768 and encodes 914 amino acids. Gene Ontology annotation, molecular function: serine-type endopeptidase inhibitor activity. Gene Ontology annotation, biological process: hyaluronan metabolic process. The record is from RefSeq and is a predicted model, not a curated record. NCBI's taxonomy places the organism in Eukaryota, Metazoa, Chordata, Actinopteri, Syngnathiformes, Syngnathidae. The transcript is spliced from 22 exons.
GUGUGUUCAGUUGAGCAUUGGUCAUGUCAAGAGCACUGACUGUUAGACUAUUGCUGCUAUGGGGCAGCGCCUGCCUCUGGAUGUUCAGCCCGACUCUGGGUGAUUUUGUCAUCCCUGGACCAAGAGGUGCUGCCAAGGAUGCAGGACAUCACGCCAUUCCUCGGCAGAAAAGAAAUACUCCGGAUGCCACGGUGGAAGUGCACAGUGUGAAGGUGGACUGUGCUGUGACCUCUCGUUUUGCUCACACCGUCAUAACAUCAAUGACUUUGAACAAAGCCAACUUCUCCCAGGAAAUCUUUUUCGAAAUGGACCUCCCAAAGACAGCCUUUAUUACCAACUUCACCAUGGAAAUUGACGGUCAAGUUUAUGUUGGAGAGGUGAAGGAAAAAGAGAAAGCCAAGAAACAGUAUCAGAAGGCAGUGUCUUCAGGACGUACUGCUGGACUGGUCAAGGCUUCUGGGAGGAAGAUGGAGAAGUUUUCAGUGUCUGUCAACAUUGCAGCAAAAAGUAACGUUACUUUUGUUUUGACCCACGAGGAGCUCCUUCAGAGGAAACUGGGCAAUUAUGAGAUUAUGACCCGAUUGAAACUUAAACAACUGGUCCAGGACUUUCAGAUUGUCGCAAAUAUCUACGAACCUCAAGGUAUUUCUUACGUUGACGCCCAAGCAACAUUCCUGUCAAAUGAGCUGCUUCCCCUGGUGGAGAAAAUUGUUACAGAGAAGAAGGCACAUAUAGCUUUCUCACCAACUCUGGAACAACAGAGGACAUGUCCAAACUGUGAUGGAACACUGAUAAAUGGAGAUUUUGUCAUCAAAUAUGAUGUGAACCACGCAUCGAGCCUUGGGGACAUUCAGAUUGUCAAUGGAUACUUUGUGCAUUUUUUUGCACCAUCCAACCUGGAAAGAGUGCCAACAAAUGUAGUGUUUGUAAUUGAUCGAAGUGGCUCAAUGUCUGGAACGAAAAUGUUUCAGACACGAGUUGCAAUGCAAUCCAUCCUUGGGGAUCUGCAAGAGGAUGACUACUUUGCCAUUGUUCCAUUUGAUGACGAGAUUGAAUGUUGGAAGGAGAACCUGGCUAAAGCGACUAAGGAGAACUUGGCUGUGGCUGUAAAAUAUGCACAGGGGUUGACAAGCAGAGGAGGCACUAACAUAAGUGGUGGAUUGUUAAAAGGUGUGAACAUGCUGCUUAGAGACAAAGCACAGAAGACAAUCCCAGAAAGAAGUGUUGACAUGAUCAUUUUACUCACUGAUGGAAUGCCAAAUUAUGGUGAGACCAAUCCAAACAACAUAAAUGGCAUGCUACAUUCCGUCACUGGUGGAAACGUAUCUCUAUUUAGUCUUGGAUUUGGAGAUAAUGUGGAAUAUGGCUUCAUAGAUACACUGAGCCAACACAACAAGGGACUUGCUCGUAGAAUCUUUGAGGCCUCAGAUGCUGCUCUUCAACUGAAGGGCUUCUAUGAGGAGAUCUCCAGCCCAUUACUUUCUGAGGUGGACUUACGUUACCCCAGCAAUGCAGUGGACUUCCUUACCACUAACCACUUUAGCCAGUUAUUUAAUGGCUCUGAGAUUGUGGUGGCUGGUCGGUUGAUAGACAAUAACAUGGACAACUUCCUAGUGGAAGUGUUUGGCCAGGGGUUUGAGGAGGACUUCAAAGUGCAGGGCCAGACCAGUGCUCUGGACUGGGGCACUAUUUACCCCGAUGAAGGCUACAUCUUUGGGGAUUUCACAGAGCGUCUAUGGGCUUAUCUCACAAUUCAGCAGCUAAUAGAGAAGAGCAAGACUGGUAGCAGUGAUGAUAAAGCCAAUGCCACAGCCAAGGCCUUGGAGAUGUCCCUGAAAUACAGCUUUGUCACUCCUCUCACCUCCAUGGUGGUCACCAAGCCUGAGACUGAGGACGGAAAAAACAGCACUCUCAUUGCUGAUAAACUGACUGAGGCGGAAAGGCAGAGGUCAGGGCAAGACCGAUAUUCAGUCCCAACCUAUUCAGUCUCAAGCGCUAAUUACAACUACAUGUCACCAACAUACUCAGUGGAUGGAGAUCCUCAUUUCAUCAUAGAGCUCCCGGAUAGAGACGAUGCCUUAUGCUUUAAUAUUAAUGACAAACCGGGAACUAUUUUCACACUGGUUAAAGACACAAAGUCAGGUAUUUUGGUGAAUGGCCAGAUCAUAGGAGACAAGCAAAUUCCUCCUGAUGGUAAAAUGUACACCUAUUUUUGGCGAUUUGGCAUUAUUCAGCGAACUUUAGGAGUGCGAUUGGAGGUGAGCACAAAGGGCAUUGUAGGGUUCCAGGAUGGCAAGAGGCUCAAGUUACGAUGGUCCAACUCCACUACCAUCAAAGGAGACAGCAUGGACAUUCUCUUGACCAAGGACCGCAGCCUCACAAUAACUCUAAAAGAUUCAGUCAAGUUUGUGAUUGUGUUACACAAAGUGUGGAAGAACCACCCAUACCACAGGGAUUAUUUGGGUUUUUACACACUGGACACCCACAUCCUGUCACCUUCUGUUCACGGCCUACUAGGUCAAUUCUACCACGGUAUUCAAUAUGAGGUCACAGACCUGCGUCCCGGAGAAGUCCCAGAGAAACCAGAUGCCACUAUGUACGUCAAGGGACAAGAGCUCAAUGUGACCAGGGGCUGGCAAAGAGACUUCAGAAGAGAUGUAAAAAAUGGAGAGAAUGUUCCCUGCUGGUUCAUUCAUAAUAAUGGGACAGGCCUCAUUGAUGGACAUGCCUCAGACUACAUUGUGUCUGGUCUCUUCAAAAGUGUUUAGCCUUUUAUGUUUAUGACUUUAUCAAUAAAUGACAGAAUAUUGAUCCAAGCAUUAAAAUAAUCACAAUAAACAGACCAAAGUGCUUUAAA